Nicotiana attenuata is the source of this 867-nucleotide messenger RNA. RefSeq lists its product as uncharacterized. Gene Ontology annotation, biological process: root development; shoot system development. The transcript has a single exon. Lineage: Eukaryota; Viridiplantae; Streptophyta; Magnoliopsida; Solanales; Solanaceae. The record is from RefSeq and is a predicted model, not a curated record. Bases 1 to 867 code for a protein of 288 amino acids.
AUGGCAAGUUUUUCUUCAAAAUCUAAUACUAACAGAUCCAUCAGUUUACCAAGCAGAUCACAUCCAGCUACUCAGAAAAUUGAAGAGGAGCUCAGUAAGCUUAAGAAUUGGGAAUUCUCGGCUUCACCAACUGCAGAAGCUGUUUACAAUGGUUUACUUGGUUUGGGAGAAGUGUAUAAGUGCAUGCCUGAUCUUCUCAACUUGCCCCUGACUCUUCAAGCCUUUUCCCAAUGCCAAGACAAAAAAUGGGUCGAUGACAUCUUGGAUAAAUCUGUGAGAUUUCUUGAUAUAUGUGGGGCCACAAGGGAGAUAGUGUCACAGUUUAAAGAAAAUGUUAAAGAUGUUCAGUCUUUAUUGAGAAGGAGAAAAGGAGAUUUAAGCAUGGAAGCCAGCUGCAGCAUUAACUAUGUUUCUUUUAGGAAGAAGAUGAAGAAAGAUGCCAAAAACUUGGUUACAAUUUUAAAGAAAAUGGAUCAUGAGGUGGUUGAAGUAAUGGAAGUUGAUCAACUUGUCUCAGCUGUUAUUAGAGUGCUAAGAGAAGUUACCACAAUGGGAAUUUCAGUAUUCCAAAUGGUUUUCGUUUUCUUGUCAGCUCCAAUUUCUAAGCCAAUAAGCAAAUGGUCUUUGGUUUCAAGAUUGGUAAACAAGGGAGAUCAAGACAAUGUAAAUGAGAUAGAAAGUGCUGAUUUUGCAUUAAACAGCCUUUUCAAGAAUGGUUAUAAUGAAGUGGAGAAGCUCCACUUUGUGCAGAGUAAAUUGGAAAAUCUAGAAGCUCAUUUUGAAUGCAUUGAGGAUGGCCUAGACAACAUCUUUAGGUGCUUGAUCAGAUCAAGGAGCACACUCCUGAAUGUUGUCUCUUGCCAAUGA